GCGAGGGCUGCGGCAGGGCCCGGCCGCAGCGGCGCCGAACAAAGAGCCCGGGCGCGUUGCGCCGCCGCGGGCGAGCGGGGAGCCGGUGGGAGGCGGGUGCUGGGAGCCUCCGCCGGUCCCCCCGCCCGGGGGAGGCGCCAGGCGCUCAAAGGGGACCGGCCCGCCGGGGAUUGGCUCGGGUGGGUGUGAGCCGAAGGUGCCGGGGAGGCCAUCUGCAGCGCGGGGGGAGGGGGUUCUCCCUUGCCCUUCCCUCUCCUUUUUUUUCCCCUUCUUUUUCACGGGAUGAUGGCCACGGCCGCCGGGCCGUGAUGUCCCCGUCAGCAGCCCCUGCGCCGCAAUGCCGCUCGCAGCAGCCCUAGCGAGGGGAGGAGGUGUUUAAGCGGCGGCCGCACGUCCUCCCGCGCCGCCGCCGCCGCCGCCGCCUCCCUGCCCGCCGCCCCUGCGCCCGGAGCCGAGCGGCGCGGAGGGGUCCCCGCCCGCGCGGCGCCGCCCCCCCGCCCACCGCCGGGGCUUCAGAAUAAAGAUAGAGAGAUAGAUAUAAAAUAGCGGCAGGAGGCACUGCGGCCGCGCGCAACAUGGCCACUCUGCUGCGGAAAAUCGGGCUGAUCCGGCUACACAACCGGGACACGGAGGACCCCAAGCACCACCACCGCAGCAGCCAGCAGGGCUCCUCGCUCCGCGGCCGGGGCGGCCCGAAGAACGGCAGCAACAAGCCCCAGCCGCAGGGCCCCCACGGCGGCGGCGGCUGCAGCAGCAGCAGCAGCGAGAGCAGCCCCGGCGGCCGCAAGACGAAGAAGGCGCCGGAGCCGGCCAAGCAGCCCCCGCCGCCGCGUUCGGGCGGCGGCCGGGAGAAGCCGCGGGAGGCGGCCCGGGAGCCCGGCGCGGGCAGGGAGGCGGCCCCGCAGCGACCCGGCUGCAGCUCCGGGCCGGGCUCGGCGCCGUUGGUGCCGCUGGCGUCGGGCUCGGGGCCGCUGGCGCCCGCGGGCCGGCAGCAGCACUGCACGCAGGUGCGGACCCGGCGGCUGAUGAAGGAGCUGCAGGACAUCGCGCGGCUCAGCGACCGCUUCAUCUCGGUGGAGCUGGUGGACGAGAGCCUCUUCGACUGGAACGUGAAGCUGCACCAGGUGGACAAGGACUCGGUGCUGUGGCAGGACAUGAAGGAGACCAACACGGAGUACAUCCUACUCAACCUCACCUUCCCCGACAACUUCCCCUUCUCGCCGCCCUUCAUGAGGGUGCUCAGCCCGCGCCUGGAGAACGGCUACGUGCUGGACGGCGGUGCCAUCUGCAUGGAGCUGCUCACUCCCCGCGGCUGGUCCAGCGCCUACACCGUGGAGGCCGUCAUGAGGCAGUUCGCCGCCAGCCUGGUCAAGGGGCAGGGCCGUAUCUGCAGAAAAGCUGGCAAAUCAAAAAAGUCGUUCAGUCGAAAGGAAGCUGAAGCAACAUUUAAGAGUUUGGUGAAGACCCAUGAAAAAUAUGGGUGGGUCACUCCACCCGUCUCUGAUGGCUGAUGUUAGCAACCCGCACUUAACACAAAUGCUGAACAAAAGUACUGUGACAUCUCCUCAGUGCUGUACACCGCCCAUCCUUUUCUACUUCAGCUUCAGUUACAUACCAUGAAUGUCAAGGAGACAUCUAAGUUAUUUAUGAACAGAUGUGUUUACAGAGGGAGAGGAAAAAAAGAUGCUGUUUAGGAUUAUGUUUCAAGACUGGAGAAUGGUCGUCAUUGAAGUCACUUGAGAGGAUAUUGAGAUUGCAUCAUUUGCCCCCAUACAGCCCACAUUGUCUUCAGCUUCUUUCCAUGACAGCAGCACCAAACAGCAGUACUGGAAAGUCUAUCCAUUACUGCUCAGUUCAUUUAAAUGUAAAUGAAACAGUUAAUAUUUAAUAGGGAAGCAGUGCAUUGCAGGUACAUGUUUGCUGUGCUGUUUAUCUUUGUCUCCUAGCAGGUCAACAUAACUUGAAGAUUUGUCUUUAUGUGGAACUGUGGUCUGCUGUGACUAAAUUUAGACCUCAUUUGUGCUCUAUAUAUGACCUUUAAUUCAUAAAUGAAACCAGAAUUAAAAUGCUGAAAGGUUCUAGUGUUGACAAAUUAUUAAGUGGAAUCACCCAACCAGUUACAAUGUGCUGUCUAUGCUGAUACUGUGAUGUGCUGUUCAGAAAUAAAGCAGUGCAGUUAGCUGAAGGUUAGGUGGCUUUUUUAAACACAUCCACACCAGGGUUCGGAGUGGUUGGUGGUAGCAGAAGCAUAAUUACCUUAGCAGAACCUUCUGCAGUCGCAUGUGGCCCCUCAGUUCUUCAAAACGGCAAAACAAACAAGUGGAAAUGGACAAAGCAACCUUAAAAAUUGUCUGCUUACUUUUAAACUGAUAUGCCAGUAACGGAGUAAAAAUUUUUGAAGCAAAUGAAACAUGGUUUGUAAGAUGAUUUGCAUGACUGGAUUUUUCUUUUUUCUUUCUACUCAAUAGACAUUGUAUGUACUUAGAGCCCAGUAUCUGAGAAAACCCACUGAUGUAUAUAAGUGUCCUAUUAUUUAAUCAUUAAGAUUUAAGUUUUCUGGUAAACAAAUGGAAAAACUUCCUUAGGGGACUCCAUAAGCUGAAGGUAAUGUUUAGAAUGGUAUAAGAAAAGCAUUAAAAAUGUGGAUUCUGAAUGGAAAAUCAUAUUGGACACAUGCUGAAUAAAAUCACCAGUAUCAUU
Molecule: messenger RNA, 2700 nt
Organism: Lagopus muta (rock ptarmigan)
Lineage: Eukaryota; Metazoa; Chordata; Aves; Galliformes; Phasianidae
Gene: UBE2QL1
Product: ubiquitin conjugating enzyme E2 Q family like 1
Exons: 2
Coding region: 576-1511 (311 amino acids)
Source: RefSeq, a predicted model, not a curated record